Molecule: messenger RNA, 2692 nt
Organism: Leptomonas pyrrhocoris
Lineage: Eukaryota; Euglenozoa; Kinetoplastea; Trypanosomatida; Trypanosomatidae
Exons: 1
Coding region: 173-2692 (839 amino acids)
Biological process (GO): ribosome biogenesis; maturation of LSU-rRNA from tricistronic rRNA transcript (SSU-rRNA, 5.8S rRNA, LSU-rRNA)
Cellular component (GO): preribosome, large subunit precursor; PeBoW complex
Molecular function (GO): ribonucleoprotein complex binding; protein binding
Source: RefSeq, a predicted model, not a curated record
AGUCUUGUUUUAUGGUUGAGCGUGACACUCAAGGAUCACGUAAAUAGCACACUUCUUUGUCCGCGGUGCAGAAGACGUAGCAGUCAGCCGCGCAGCCUUGUUUCUUUCUGUGACUGGUUUCUUUGGUGGCCGCAUCAUCAGUAAAAGAGGAAAAGAAGAAAGUAUCUCAACGAUGCCACCGAAACGACGCCUCGCCGCUCCCUCCCCGUCUUCGUCGUCCCCACAAGUCGCGACGACGUCUCCUGCGCCAGUCUCAAAGGACCGCAAAACUAAGUCGUCCAAACGCACGGCGUCCGUCACCUCGGAGACGCACAUGGAUGGCGCGACGAGCAGCAGCGGCAGCGGUAGCGUGACCUCCACCGAGCUCAGGCUCCUCAACUCGCCGCGGGAGGACGCGCUGCAUCGCCACCACAGCAGCACCAUCGCCACCGACUAUGACGCCGAUGGUGAGCAGGACGACGCCCACGGCUACGAGCAGCUGCGCGACAUUAUCUUGCCAGAGAGCGGCGACGGCGACAACAGCAGCGAGGACGGCAAGACCAAUGACGCGGACGAGGUUAUUCUCUUCCCACACGCCGAGGAACUCGCCAACGCCGCGACGGCGCUGGAAAAGGCAGGUGCAGCGGACCGUGUGGUGCGUCUCGGCACCACGCAGCACCUCGAUGAGUCCGACAGCAGCGAGGAUGAGGCCACGCUGAAUCGCGUUGGUGACAUCCCGCUGGAGUGGUACAAGGAUGAAAGCCACAUGGGGUACGACAUCGAGGGGAAGAAGCUCAUGAAGACCGAGCGCUCUGCCCUGGAGCGGCUGCUGGAGGCGACGGAUGAUCCGAACGCUAUGCGCACCAUCUUUGAUGCCCUGCACGAUGAAAAGAAGACGCUGACGAACGCGGAUUUGCAGAUGAUCUUCAAUCUGCAGCGCAACCGCACAACAAACCCCGACUACGACAUGUACUCGGAGGUGAUGGAGGACACCGUCAUCUUCGACCCCCUCAACCACCCGCUCGCCCGCAGUGGCGGUCCCUCCAAGAAGGCCUUUGUGCCGGCGUUGCACGACAUGAAGGUCAUCGCGAAGAUGGUGCGCCGCCUGCGCAAGGAGGAGGCCGAGCGCAAGCUGCAUCCCGCCAAAGCGGUGGAAGAGGAGAAGGAGGAAGACCAGCUUUUGUGGGAUGACGGGCACGUCGAGAUGGACACGCACACGCACUUCAAGUACUUCAACCGCGUACCGAAGCCGAAGAUGCCGCCGCCGGGCACGUUUGAGAGCUAUCGCCCCCCUCCGGAGUACCUGCCAAGCGAGAGAGCGAAGCAGCGCCGGGCCCGUCUGCGUGCGAUUGACCGCAAAGAGCACUUUCUGCCGCAGUCCUUCGAUGCCCUUCGCCACGUCCCCUUCUACCACCACACCAUCCAAGACCGUUACCAGCGCUGCCUCGAUCUGGCGUUCUUCCCACGCGCGCAACGCACGCGAUUGGUGGUGGACCCCGACAAGCUGCUGCCGGAGCUGCCGGACCCGAAGGACCUGCGGCCCUACCCGGAGAAGCUGUCCUUCCACUACAAGGGGCACACGUCCACGGUGCGCAGCGUGUCGGUGAGCCCAAAUGGGCAGUACCUCGCCACCGGCUGCGACGACCACCUCGUCCGCGUCUACGAGGUGCUGACGGGGCGUCUCAUGAAGCGCUACGACCUCGGUGCCCCGGUGCAGCAGGUCGAGUUCUGCCCUGCCAAGUCCCUCAACAUCCUCGUCGCGGCGGUGGAGUACAGCCUCGUCUUCAUUGUCCCCACCUUCGCGGCGCACAGCCUCGUCAACGAUCACACCAUUCGCUUUCUCCGCGCGCCUGGAACGUCGGCUGGCAAGCAGGAGGCGGCGCACGCCCUCGGUGCGGUGGAGACGUUGGGCGGCCAUGCCGUUACGCAGACCGCGCUCGACGCAGACGAGACGGUGCACGAGACGACCGCCGACCUGCACGACAUUGAGGAGCGGGAGAAGCGGGCCGAGUUUGUCGACGCGAGCGCGAAGGAACGCAACGCCGGCAUUGUGGUGAAGAUCGCGAUGCACGCCAAGGUGAAGAAGUUCUGCUUCCACAUCAAAGGCGACUACCUCUGCGCCCUGUGCCCGAAGGACCACGUCAAGUACCGUCAGACCAUCAUGCUGCAGCUGUCGAAGCGGAAGGUGUUCUGUCCUUUCCGCAAGUUCUCGGAGGUGGUGACAGACUGCCGCUUUCACCCCCGCGAGCCGCUCUUCUUCUUGGCGACGACAAAUUCUGUGCGGUGCUACAACCUCAUGGCGCACCGCCUGCAGCGCCGCUUCAAGGCCUCCGGUGGCGUGACGACCUGCCUGUCGAUUCACCCGGAAGGAGACAACUUCUUGGUGGGCGACACCACGAGCCACACCUCCUGGUUCGACAUGGACUUCUCCGAUAAGCCGUACAAGCGAAUGCGCUCGCAUAAGGGCGUGGUGAACUCGCUUGCCUUCCACCCCAACACAAACGCCUACCCACUCUUCGCCACCGGCGCCUCGGAUGGGCAGGUGCACGUCUUCCACGGAAUGGUGUACGACGACUACAACAAGAAUGCGUUGGUGGUGCCGGUGAAGAUUUUGAAGCAUCAGCGUUCGGUGUACUCCGUCGCGUGGCACCCGACCUUGGCGUGGUUGUUUACGUCCACCGAAGACGGCGUCGUGACGGCGUGGACGGAGUAG